Molecule: messenger RNA, 1656 nt
Organism: Pipistrellus nathusii (Nathusius's pipistrelle)
Lineage: Eukaryota; Metazoa; Chordata; Mammalia; Chiroptera; Vespertilionidae
Source: the annotation of a GenBank genome assembly
AUGGCGGCGCCGGUCCGCUUGGGCCGGAAGCGCCCGCUGCCGGUUUGCCCCAACCCGCUCUUCGUCCGCUGGCUGACCGAGUGGCGGGACGAGGCGGCCAGCAGGGGGCGCCGCACACAAUUCGUAUUUCAAAAGGCGCUGCGCUCGCUCCGGCGUUACCCGCUCCCCCUGCGCAGCGGCAAAGAAGCGAAGAUCCUGCGGCAUUUCGGGGACGGGCUGUGCCGGAUGCUGGACCAGCGGCUGCAGCAGCACCGGUCUUCGGGCGGUGAUCAUGCCCCAGAUUCACCUGGAGCUGAGAAUCCAGCCCCGGAAUGUCCACCUGCCGAAGUCCCGGAGGCCUCCGUGCCAGGCCCGUCCCAGCCCAAAGCGGGGCGCUCCGGCAGCUACUGGCCAGCCCGGCACUCGGGAGCACGGGCAGUGCUGCUGCUGCUCCACCGAGAACACCUGAGUCCCAGCGGCCACAGCUUCCUCACCAAGGAGGAGCUGCUGCAGAGGUGUGCCCAGGCGUUUCCUGGGGUGGCCCCCGGGAGCACUGGACCCUGGCCAGCCCUCCGCUCCCUUCUCCACAGGAACCUGGUCUGCAGGACACACCAGCCAGCCAGGUACUCACUGACCCCGCAGGGCCUGGAGCUGGCCCAGCAGCUGGCAGCGGCAGAGGGCCUGAGCUCACUGAGUGUGCGCGCUGGGUCGGAGGAGCCCUCUGGGGAGGAGCCAGAGGUGCCAGGACCGGCCUUGGCUGAGCUUGGCGCCAGGGAAGGCAGCGCCCAGCAGCCACCGCUGGAGCUGAGGCCUGGGGAGUACAGGGUGCUGUUGUGUGUGGAUGUUGGCGAGGCCAAGGGGGCGGGGCACAGGCCGGAGCUGCUGCGCCAGCUUCAGCGGCUGCGCGUGGCCCACGUGGUGCGCAAGCUGCACGUCGGGGACUUCGUGUGGGUGGCACAGGAGACCCGGCCCAGGGACCCAUCAAGACCCGGGGAACUCGUCCUGGACCACAUCGUGGAGCGCAAGCGGCUGGAUGACCUGUGCAGCAGCAUCAUCGACGGCCGCUUCCGGGAACAGAAGUUCCGGCUGAAGCGCUGUGGCCUGGGGCGCCGGGUGUACCUGGUGGAGGAGCACGGCUCGGCGCACGGCCUCAGCCUCCCCGAGAGCACGCUGCUGCAGGCCGUCACCAACACGCAGGUCAUCGACGGCUUCUUCGUGAAGCGCACGGCAGACAUCAGGGAGUCGGCUGCCUACCUGGCCCUCCUGACGCGGGGCCUGGAGAGGCUGUACCAGGGCCACACCCUAUGCAGUCGCCCCUGGGGAACCUCAGGGGACCCCGAGUCAGGAUCUGGGCCCACCCUGAGUCCUCUCUGCUCACUCCUCACCUUCAAUGACUUCAACGCGGGAGCCAUCAAAAACAAGGCCCAGUCUGUGAGGGAGGUUUUCGCCCGGCAGCUGAUGCAGGUCCGAGGCGUGAGCGGGGAGAAGGCAGCCGCCCUGGUGGAUCGGUACAGCACCCCUGCCAGCCUGCUGGCCGCCUACGAUGCCUGUGCCACCCCCAAGGAGCAGGAGAUGCUGCUGAGCACCAUCAAGUGUGGGCAGCUGCAGAGGAAUCUGGGACCCGCUCUGAGCAGGACCUUGUCCCAGCUCUACUGCAGCUACAGCCCCCUGACCUGA